AUGGCUGUCGACGCAAUGAGUGAUCCGCCAUCCGUCGGCGUCAUCUUAGAGCGACUUCGAGGACUGUUGCAACGCGCCAGAGAAAUCAAAUCAGUCGAAACCAUCGAUCCUCCUCUACCCGUCGCAGAUCUGGCACAGGGUGUUUCUUCAAUUGGCAAGGAUGUCUUUGGCUCACAGCCUGAUGCGCACAAGUUCACAGUCGUCGAGACGGCCGCAAGGAAGAUUUUCUACGAAACCAUUCAAUCAACUGAUAUCAGAACUCCUGGAUUCGUUCGUAUGUGGGACUUUCUGGAUCUUCUACUACUCUGCGGCGAACUUGGACAGUGCGAACCUAUUCUUGCUUUCUGGCUCGUCGAAGAACUCCUUGACAGUCAGACCACCGAAGGCUGCCGGAUAGUUUUCGAUUAUCUGGAGUCGAGACGUGAAAGACUCAUCCAAAAGGACUUCCACAAGACCCAUCUUGCUCUCCUUCGCUCGUGUAAUGAACUGCUACGCCGACUUUCCAGAGCCGAAGAUGCCGUCUUCUGCGGACGUGUUUUCUUCUUCUUAUUCCAAACUUUCCCUCUCGGCGACAAAAGUUCCGUCAAUUUGCGCGGUGAAUUUCACACAGAGAAUGUCACUGUCUUCGAAAAGGAACCUUCGCUUGAUGCCGAGGUGACAGAACCCAUGGAUGUUGUAAUGGGAGGAGACGCCGCAGAUGAAUCGCAACGUAAAGACGCCGACGACACGAACGAUAUCCCUACAAACAAGGAACACACAAAGGCUCUCAUCGAAAAGAAAGGCGACGAGGUCAAGGACGAGAAUUCGGAGUUCUAUCCUAUCUUCUGGAGGUUACAGCAUGACUUCUCGAAUCCGACACGACUCUUCGAAGACGAAAACUUCAGUCCUUUCAAGGAUGGCAUCGAGAAGACUUUGGCCAAGUUCAAGAAAACACCAGUAGUCGCACAGACAAAGAACGCCGGAGAUGCUCAACGUGGCAUCAAACGUAAACUCGGUGACGAGACAGGUGACCAAUACGCAAGCAACUACAACCCAAAAUACUUGACCAGUCGCGACCUGUUCGAACUCGAGCUGAGUGAUCUGGCAUUCCAACGCCACAUUCUGGUUCAAGGCCUGAUUCUCAUCGACUUCUUGCUUUCGCUUACCGACAAAGCAAAGAAGAAGUGGGCGGACGUCGAGAAGGCCAACCCCAAGUCAGCAAACAGGGGUCUUCUGUACGGCUUCACAUUGAACGAGGAAAAUGAGAAAUGGGUAACCUCGACACGGUCCAAGAUUGCCGGUUAUCUGCAGGAAGGACCAGAAGGCAAGUUUUACUACCGUAUGGUCGACACUGUGCUUUCCCGCGAUAAGAACUGGGUGAGAUGGAAAUUGGAGAGCUGUCCGCCAAUCGUCAAAGAUGCUGUUACUCCAGAGGAGAACGCACAAGCGAAGUCUGGUGCUCGGCAAGCGACCGCCAAUAGGCGUCUCAAGGCAAAACAAAUGGGGGCUAUCGACGUGACUUUCCUCGCAGAGGUGGACAAUGCCAAGGGGCUCGAAGCUUUGAAGGACGCUUCAAGAUUCACGGCUCCGUCACCCGAGAAGCUCGUCAAGGGAAUUGAAGGAGACGACCUGGAUCUAGAAAUGGCCAUGACGGACGAAGAGAAGAACUCGUUGGAGGCUGCCAAGCAGAGCAAGACCUGGCGCGCGCUGCGGGCUGCAUCCAGAACAUCACUGGCGCUGUUAGACAAGGUGGAUCCCUCCACACGCCUGCCGGCCUUGUUCAAGCAGGAAGAGAACCAGGAAGAGACUGCCGCUCACGACCCAACAUCUGCACCCGAGAACGACAGUGGGUGA
Messenger RNA from Aureobasidium namibiae CBS 147.97, 1833 nucleotides. RefSeq names its product nuclear matrix protein. Bases 1 to 1833 code for a protein of 610 amino acids. The record is from RefSeq and is a predicted model, not a curated record. Gene Ontology annotation, biological process: regulation of DNA-templated transcription elongation; mRNA export from nucleus. The transcript has 5 exons. Lineage: Eukaryota; Fungi; Ascomycota; Dothideomycetes; Dothideales; Saccotheciaceae. Gene Ontology annotation, cellular component: THO complex part of transcription export complex.